Molecule: messenger RNA, 739 nt
Organism: Prorocentrum cordatum
Lineage: Eukaryota; Dinophyceae; Prorocentrales; Prorocentraceae
Source: the annotation of a GenBank genome assembly
GUCGCCGUUUUGGCUCAGGGUUCUAACUUGCCCUGGAGCUAGAGCGUUGUCGCAGCCGACAGGGAAGCCCAGGGCCCCCGUGCCUGCAGGAUCGACUUUCACGACCCCUGCGGGAGCGCGUGCGCCGCAGGACCUUUUUCUCGAGCCGCGGCACUUUGCUCGCGGCAUUCGUUCCGAUGGCCUCCAUUGAUCAAAAGAUGGACAGGCUACUGGCAAACAUGGGCGAGAUGCUAACCAGGGUCAACAGUCAUAACAAGGCAAUGGAGCAGGUCACAUCCGACAUGGCAUCCCUCAAUAACGACGUAAGCCAGAAUCUGAAAUGGCACGACGACCAGUUCGAGCAUAUCCAAAUACAUAUUGCAGCCAGGAGGUCGAUGCGUGACAACGACGACGACGCCGCGAUGACCAACCGCCACCUCUCCAUAGGCCUCCGCGGAGCACAGCAGGCGGAUCGUUUCGUUAAGGCGGAGGAGUCCAUCGCCGAGCUGAAGACUACAGUCGCGUCAUUCUCACCUGCCCCAUCGAUCACUUCGAGUCGAUCUGCUGGAUGGGAACCAUAUCAGGCACAUGGCCAUAUCGUUGCGUGGGGCUCCCCAUAUGUACAUUUAUUCGCAUGGACCUGUCCGCCGUCAGGGUCUAGACGCAAGAGCUUUCGAAUCUAAGCGGGCUUGAAUUGUGACGGUCUGGUCAUUAAUGUAACUUCGAGCGGAUAGGAACGUGCAUGAGUCUCGGUAGUUCG